AUGAAGGAGUUCAAAUCCAUUGAGAGAAAGUUCAAAGACCUCAUCAAAAGGACAACCGGAUUUGGUCCUCCUCUUUCUCUCGGAGAAGAUGGGCCAAUUGUUGGCUUACAGGAAGAUGUGAAGCAUCUUGUUUUACCCUUGAUUGUUGGUAGGACGACUUCUAUUAUGGUAUUUAUUGUCAGACCAAGAGGAAUAGGGAAAACCACUCUUGCCCACAAGGUUUAUCACACUGCCCUUGCCUGCCUGAGUUUUUGUUGCAACGCCUGGGUGAGUGUACCUCGGCAGUGGGUAUUAAGUGAUGAAAGGAGUUGGGAAGUAUUCAAUGCUAGGGUUGGGUUUGAGAUCCCGACAGAGCUGGGAAAAGUUGGGAGAACCAUUGUGAGGUGGUGCAGGGGCCUGCCUUGGGCCAUUUUUCGACUGGGAGACGUGUUGUCAAAGAUAGUAGCUACCGAGGAGCAGUGGUAUAUUUUGGGAUUUCUAGAGGUUCUUCUUUGUAGGGCUGGAUUUAAAUUAGGACAUAAACUUGAUCGACUCAUUGGAAUUCUAGGUAUGAUCAAAGACCUCAUCCAAAGGAAAAUUGGAAUAGAUCAACCAGUGGGAGACGAUGAGCCCUUUGUUGGCUUAGAGGAAGAUGUGCACCUUCUUACUUCACAUUUGAUAGCAGAUAAUGCGGCCAACAGGAUGGUAUGGAUUGUUGGACGUUGA
Molecule: messenger RNA, 705 nt
Organism: Ilex paraguariensis (yerba mate)
Lineage: Eukaryota; Viridiplantae; Streptophyta; Magnoliopsida; Aquifoliales; Aquifoliaceae
Source: the annotation of a GenBank genome assembly